AUGGCCUCUGUCAAGAAAGCAGCUGAGAAGCGGCAUAACCCGGUGCAAAGCAUCUGUAGGAAAAUCCAAGCCAUCCAAAAGAGAGAAGAGAGUACAAGUCCCAUCCGACAGAUUAUCAGAUACCAAUCUAGCAAGUUUGACAGUCCACAGACUAACCCCAAGAAGGACUUUGAAGAGGUACUGAAGAAAAUGAUGACUGUUGCCAUUCCUCUGCCCGAUCCUCGCUCCUCAAGCCCUGAGAAAGUUGGUGCCUUUACUUCACAUCCUCAACGAGCAUCUCCAAGAACCCCAUCCAUCUCUCAUCUCAGCUCUCCUGAGUAUGCCACAUAUUCUCUUAUCCUCACAAGCUCGGAAGACAUCUCAAGGCCUAGAUCACAGAGCUCCCAGAAUUACACAUCUUUGAUACCGCAGAUCAGAAAAAGGGAACUCUUCUCUAACAAGGAUUUGAAAAACUGUGGUAGUGAAAAUGAUUUUAGUGCCUUAACCCUUGACUUUGAUUCCACCUCUAAUCAGAGCUCUGAAUUUUUUACUCCUCAGGAUUCAGUGGUGAAAAAAUUAUCUCUGAAUGAAGAGGGGUGGAAACAAGGAACUGAUGAUGGCAAGGAAGAUGUAACCUAUAGCAAUAACAGGACCUGUGAAGAGGAGUUGCUUACAAGUAUUUUUAAUGCAUGUGACACCAAAUGCAGAGGCUCAGUCAGAGUUACCAAAGUAAUAGAUUACCUGAGACAAACAACUAGUCAAGGUUCUGAAGAUGGUAGCCUUGAGGAGCUGUGGAACAGGCUCGAUCCUGAAAAGAGAGACAUGCAUGUGAAUCUGGAAACCUUCCAGGCCAUCAUGAGAGAAUGGAUAGCUCACUGCAGAAACAAAUGGGAAGGAGUGAAUAAUGGAUCAAGCAGCAGAACGGGUAAUUCUGCUUUGGAACAGGACAGCAGAAAGUCAGGUGGAGCGAUUAAGAUGACCACAGAUAUAACAGAGUCUGUAUCACGGAGCUUUGAGGCUUUGGGUGGAGACAUGUUUAAAGGAGUCUUAGAGGUGCCUGAUUUGAUUACCUGUGUAGCAGACCUGCAUUUCAACAAGCAGAAAUUGGAGGAGGAAAAUAAUAAGCUUAAAUUGGCAUUAGAAAGCUUAGAAGACGCUAACAGCCAGUUAUCAGAGGACUGUACUGAAUUGCGCCUUCAGAUAAAAAGUGCCCACCAGGCUAUUAUAAGAACAAAUCUGUUAAGAGAAGAACUGGAGGAACUGAAAAUUAGUAUGAACGCUUCAGAAGAGCAGAAGACCAUGAUUGUAGCCCAGAACAAACAAUUAGAGGCAGAAAACCGGGCUCUGAUUCUUAAGAUUCGGAUUCUCCAAGAAGAGAAUGCUAAGAACAGUAUGGAUAUAUAUAAAUUGGAAAAGAAGAUUGAGGAAUUGUCUAAAACUGAGAAACACCAUCAAAUGCAGUUACACACAUAUGAGAACACUUUGCUUAAUAAAGAUGCAAGUUUGCAGAAGAAGGAUUUAAGUAUAGAAGAACUUAAGUCAACCAUCAUAGAAUAUGAAAACGUUAUAGAGAACUUACGAGGGGAGAAAAACAAACUGGCUCAUGAGUUACAGCACUUGCAACAGGAACUCAUCGUGAAUGGAAUCCAGUUGAAUGUCAGUGGAGAGCAUAAGACUGUCAACUCUGAAGGAGAAAAAUCUCUACAUUGUGAACUCUUUCUUGCUCAGUCUGCAGAGAACAAUGAAACCAAGUGGCAGUGCAAUUUAAUCAGCUUGUCAUCUCUGGACACAAUGAUGGACCAAGAAAUGCUGCUGUUACUGAGAGAACUUGAACAAAAGGGAGUGGAGUUCACAGCUAUGCUUCAGAAGCUGCAUGAAGAUGUUCCUGAAGUUGAAACACUCAUUGAUCGUUCUCUACAGUGCGUAACUAGGGCAACUAAUCCAGAAAUUACUGUGAAAGAAAAGUGGGAGAACAAGCUUACUGAAUUCAAAUAUAUCAAGGAAGAGAAGCUAAACCUUUGUAUAUUAAUGCUGAACAGCUUGAGAAACCACAAAGAAUCCCUUGAUAAAGAGUUUGCCGAAUUGAGAGAGAUUCUGAAGAGAUUCAGGCUGGAAUAUUUUUAUUUCAGAAAAGAAUUUCUUCCCAGGCAGAAACAACUAGAAGCGAUCACACAACUGCAAGAGGAUGCUGUCAACCAGGAAGCCAUCCUCAGGAAGAAGGUCCAAGAAGCCAGCCAAUGGUUGGAGGGGGCAGCGGAGCAGGUGGAGGAUGGAGAUCAGGCAGCCCACUCUGCCAGGGAAAAAGCUAAGCCUUUGCUGCGUAAAUUAGAGGAAGCAAUUUCGGAUCAACGAAAUCUCCAGACUAUAAAUACUGAGUUAGUGAACACUUGCCAGACACUUGAGCAGAAGACAAGAAAACCGAAAACAACAAUUGAGUCACUAAGAAAGAAGUUAAUUAAAGGACAACUCCACGGCUUGCUGUUUCAGAGCUGUUUAGAUGAGGAAUUUCCUCACUACGAUCCCUUGUCCUGCACGGAUAGAAUUCACCAACCUCUCCAGGAACAGUUGAAGCAGUGUUGCCAUAAACGAUAUAGUGGUCAAGAAGCAAGAAUACAUCAGCUACCCCUGACCUUCAGACAUACCUGCUGGUACACACCUCUGCUGGAUGCCUUGUAUCUGGAGAGUCUUACAGCAAUUCCAAGACUAGAAUUGACACCUUUCUCAUGUGUAGCCAACCGAAUCCAUGCUUCACGUGAAAGGCCCAAAUAUGGAGAAGUAGAGGAAGGUGCUUUGGAUGUGACUGGAAGGCACAAGUGUCCAGGCCCUACAGGUGGUCCCCACCCAGGAACAGAUCUUUCAGGUUGCAUCAGGAUGAAUAAUGACCUAAGUAUGGAAGAGAAUGGUGUUGAACGCUUAUAUUCUGAGAGCCUGCCACAGUCCAGGGAAUAUUCCACCCUACCAUCUCCUGGACACACUUCAUCCACAGAGAGUACUGUAACUUCAAGUGAUUCUGGAUCAGAAAUUUUGCAUAUGGCUUCUGGUGUCAUUGAUUGUAAACCACUCUGUGAGAAAGAGGAGGAUAAAAGAUCAACUUCUGCUGUGAAGAAGAUCAAAGGUGGAAGUCCAGCUCCUGAAAAUAUUGCACUCCAAGGCUCUGUGAAUGAAGAAAAAAUCAUGUCAAAUCAGGAAGCCAAAGGGGAACCAGAAACAAUAAAUGAGCACAGAAAAGAAUGUGUGGCAGGAGGCACUGCUGUUUCCUCUCUUCCUGUGAAGUCAGUUAACUUUAGACAAAGUGACAACACUUCUGCUAAUGAGAAGGAGGUGGAGGCCGAAUUUCUCAGGUUAUCUUUGGGAUUUAAAUGCGACUGGUUCACCUUGGAGAAAAGAGUGAAGCUUGAAGAAAGAUCCCGUGACUUGGCAGAAGAAAAUUUGAAGAAAGAAAUUACUAACUGUUUAAAACUGUUAGAGUCUUUAACACCUCUUUGUGAAGAUGACAGCCAAGCCCAGGAAAUCAUUAAGAAGCUGGAGAAAAGUGUAACAUUCCUCAGUCAGUGCACAGCUCGAGUGGCCAGUAGGGCUGAGAUGUUGGGAGCCAUUAAUCAGGAAAGCCGGGUUAGUAAAGCCGUCGAAGUGAUGAUUCAGCAUGUAGAAAAUCUGAAGAGAAUGUAUGCCAAAGAACAUGCUGAAUUAGAAGAACUAAAACAGGUUCUUUUGCAAAAUGAAAGGACUUUUAACCCUCUUGAAGAUGAAGGUGACUGCCAAAUUAAAAAACGUUCAGCUUCUCUAAACUCUAAGCCAUCUUCUCUUCGAAGAGUGACCAUUGCCUCUUUGCCCAGAAAUAUUGGAAAUGCAGGAAUGGUGGCUGGGAUGGAAAAUAAUGACCGAUUCAGUAGGAGGUCAAGCAGUUGGCGUAUUUUGGGGUCAAAGCAGAGUGAACACCGUCCCUCAUUACAUCGAUUUAUUAGCACCUAUUCCUGGGCAGAUGCUGAAGAAGAAAAAUGUGAACUGAAAACUAAAGAUGACUCAGAACCACCUGAAGAAGAAACAGUAGAAAGGACAAGAAAGCCAAGUCUUUCUGAAAAGAAAAAUAAUCCUUCAAAAUGGGAUGUCUUUUCAAUUUAUAACACAAUAGCUUCCUGGGCAACGAAUCUCAAGACUUCCAUCAGAGAGGCCAGUAAGGCACUCUGGCUUUCUGUCGCGUUCAUUGUACUAUUCGCGGCAUUGAUGAGCUUCUUCACAGGCCGAUUUUUCCAGAAGUCUGUGGAUGCUGCUCCCACACAGGACGGGGACUCCUGGAUGUCUCUAGAACAUAUCUUGUGGCCAUUUACCAGACUCCAACACAAUGGGCCACCGCCAGUGUGACUGCAGCACAUCCUAAUGUGCUAAUGCUAAUCUUGAUUUUUAAAGUUUCAGUAUCUGAACUUUGUAAAUUAGUAGCUUUUAGCUGGGAAAUUAUAGCAUGGAACCAGAGGUUCUCAGAAUGACUGUAAGAUAUUUUAUAUUCCCUCUUUUUGUGAUUACCUUCCUAACUAAAAUACAAUGGGGAGGAAGCCCACCUAUAUGAUUUUUUUUAAUGAGCUUUUUGAGGAGGAGAUAUUAUUGUUUGUUAAAAUUUAUUGAAAUAAAGAACCAUUCAAAUUUUCAUACAGUGAAUGUUGGAAGUCUCAGUAGGUCACAUAUGCAUAAGGAAAAAAACCCUAAUUCUUAGAAAGUAAAAUUUGAGUGUAAAAUGCUGAUUAGAUCAUUUUAACAGCCUAUUUGGCAUAUAUCCACUCAUUACACUUUAUUGUAGAAAUACCGGAUUUUUCUCCAAGUUGCUUCAUUCUUCAUACUGAAUAAAAUUUAUCAGUGGGGAUUAAGAAUAGCUGAGUAAUCUAGUUGAGAGUAGCAUGUGGCAUACAGAGUCAACAAACUGGCAGCUGGAACACCUAACUUUCUUCAUUGCUUCUUUAGAAGCAAAAUCCUUAACCAUGUGAUAUAAAGUAGAAUGAAACUCAGUUUCUUCUUUAAGGGCUUCAGAGAAUGCAUCACUGGAUUCAUUGAUUUUGAGGCUUUGUGCCCUGUCACCAUUAAACAUUAAAAGGGUCCAAUUAGGAUUCUGAAUGGGUUCUUCUUUAGGAAGGUGUUCCCUCACCUAAAGAAAAAGAAAGAAAAAUAUGUUAAUAGUUCCUCUUUUAUUGGGUAUUUUGACAGUAGAGUAUUUUAUUUGAAGGGCUCAGUUGAGUUCCCUGAAUUGCUAAGAUAAAAAGAAACAGUCUUAAUGUCCCAUUUUUUUUAAAGCAUGAAACUGUUUAUAUCUUGGUGUUUAUGGAACUUAUCAAAAUGUAUUAAUUCCUUAAAAAUAUUUAUUGAAUGGCUUCAAGUGUCAGGUACUCUUCUAGGUGCUGGGGAUAAAACAACAACAAAGAAAAAAUAACUAAACGUAUUAAUAAGUAACAACUGCAACAAUAAAAACCUUGUCUUCAAGGAGCUUAUAUUGUAAUAGGAGAAACACACAAUAAACAAGAUAAAUAAAUAUGGUGGCUCAUUUAUGCUAAAAUGUUCAUCAGUCAUCGUGUAGAAUUUGAUAAGAUACACUCUUUAUCAGGCAGUAGGAAAUGUGCCAGAAAGUUAAACUGGAGGCCUAACCCUCUCAGAGGAGAAAGUCUGUGAAUCAUAGAUGAUAUAUUCACGUGAAAGGCUGACAUUUGUUCUUCAGUUGAUGUAAAGAGAGAUAAGGUCUCUAAGCCUGAAAUCAAGAGCAUUUGAUACCAUAAUGGACAAUGAAAGUAUAACCUUUUUACAUCGUUUGGUUUUAUUUAUUUAUUUUUUUUGUGCGGUACUUGGGCGUCUCACUGUUGUGGCCUCUCCCGUUGCGGAGCACAGGCUCUGGACGCGCAGGCUCAGCGGCCAUAGCUCACGGGCCCAGCCGCUCCGCGGCAUGCGGGAUCUUCCCGGACCGGGGCACGAUCCUGCGUCCCCUGCAUCGGCAGGCGGACUCUCAACCACUGCGCCACCAGGGAAGCCCUGGUUUUAUAUUUUUGACAAAAUUAAAGAAAAUGAAGUUGUAAAACUCCAUUUUGAAUGUUAAUCUUUUUCACCUUUUUAAAAGGAGAAACCAUGGUCUACAUUCAUUUAGCUUUUGAGUAUCUUCUUUUGGAGCACAAAAUAGUUUAAUGGGGUUUUUGCAUACUAUACCUGAAAUACAACUUUGUCAGAAUUGCAUACUGUAUUCCACUUGCUCCAACCAAACGCAAAAGCAGAACUUAACAGGGCCAUUUGUCGAUAAGCUUUCACUUCUACCAAAGGAAGCUGUCAAUAUACAAACAAAUAGAGUUGAUCGUAGAGCCUCUCUAGUCUCCCUUCCAUCCUUGGCCCCCUACAGUCUGGUCUGGUCUCAACACAGAUCCAUUUAAAUGUAAGUCAGCUGAAGUUAAUCAGACAGAGAAGACAAAUAUCAUAUGAUAUCACUUAUAAGUGGAAUCUAAAAAAAUGGUACAAAUGAACUUACUUACCAAACAGAAAUAGAAUCACAGAUGUAGAAAACAAAAUUAUGGUUAACAAGGGAGGAAAAGUGGGGGGGAGGGAUAAACUGGGAGAUUGGGAUUGACAUAUACAUACUACUAUAUAUAAAAUAGAUAACUAAUAAGGACCUACUGUACAGCACAGGGAACUCUACUCAAUACUCUGUAAUGGCCUAUAUGGAAAAAGAAUCUAAAAAAGAGUGAAUAUAUGUAUAUAUGUAUAACUGACUCACUUUGCCGUAGAGCAGAAACACAACAUUGUAAAUCAACUAUAAUCCAAUAAAAAAUUUUAAAAACUAUUAAAAAAUAAAUUAAAAUUCAAAUAUUAAAAAAAUAAAAUGUAAGAUUACAUGACUUCUUUCUCAAAACGGGGCAAUGGCUUCCCUUUUCAGAGUAGAAUCCAAAGUCCUAACAGUGCUCCACAAGGGCCUCUGUGGUCUGACAUCCCCUGUACACCCCAUUAUCUCUCUGACCUUAUCCCCUGUUCUUCUCCCUUUGCUCUCUCGGCACCCCGGCCUCCUUGCUGUCCCUCCCAUCCUCAAACACAUCAGGCCACACCCUCUGGGCUCUUUCCCCAGGUCUUCUCUCCACCUGGAAGCUGAUAUCCUUCCAGAGAUAUCAACUUGGCUAAAUUCCCCACCUUGAAGCGUUGCUCAAAUCUUGUCUCCUUAUUGAACCCCUCUCCCCCUACACCCUAUUUGGUAUUGUAACUUUCCUUUUCCAUACCACUUGGCACCUUUUGACAUAUAAGAUAAUUUUGUUUAUUAUGUUUGUUGUUUAUUUUUGCCUCCCUCAACUAGAAUGUAAGCUCCACAAGGGCAGGGACCUGUGUUUUAUUCACUCUUUCCUAAGCAUCUAAAACAAUGUCUAGAAUAUAGGUGUUCAGAAAAAAAAAAGUCUUGAGUAUAAUAUUCUGAAAAGAUGACUAGUAUAUGACAUUCAGCAUUUGUAGAGUAACUGGCAAUUUGAGUUACUAAAACUAAGGUUGGUUUUUUUUCCCUACGCAUAUAUGUAUGCACUCUUAUUGACAGGAUUAUUUUCAAGUGUUGUGUCUACCUAUAUUGCCAUUUUCUGGUAUAUUAUAAACUUGUUCUUGAGUAUAGAACUCUUCUGCCCAAAACACCUUUCAUGAUUAGAAGCCACUCUGUCUCCAUUCAUGCAUCAUAAAUAUUUGCUAAACAUCUAUUGUAUUCUAGGAAUAGGCUUGGUGCUAGAAGAAUCAAAGCUGAUUAAGAAACGGCCACCCCCCUCAAGGAGCUUGCAGUUUAACAUGGAAGGAUCUCAUUUAACUAAACUUAUGCGUCAUAUGAAGCUGUACGUAGACAGGGAGGCUCUGUCGAGAAAUAGAAGGAAGUGGGUUUGGUGGUCCUUGUAUGUCUAAUUUUGCCUGACUUAUCAUAUUUGGGAAACUGCUGAGUCAUUUACUCUUUUAAGAAAUCUUACAUGUAUCCAGUCUGGAAGGAGAAAGAAAGCAUAGGAAAUGCGAAGUUGCUCAGACUCUACCUUUGCACUAAACUGACCAGCUGUGGUUACGCUCCAUGUGUCAUUAUGAAGAUCAUACAAUAGAUUAUUAAAUUUGAGAGAACUCUGGAUUUCUGGUCAUGCUAUUUAUUCCUUCCUUUCUAACUAUAAUCUUAUAUAAGUG
Globicephala melas (long-finned pilot whale) is the source of this 8127-nucleotide messenger RNA. RefSeq names its product inositol 1,4,5-triphosphate receptor associated 2 (gene IRAG2). NCBI's taxonomy places the organism in Eukaryota, Metazoa, Chordata, Mammalia, Artiodactyla, Delphinidae. Gene Ontology annotation, cellular component: endoplasmic reticulum membrane. The record is from RefSeq and is a predicted model, not a curated record.